Messenger RNA from Closterium sp. Yama58-4, 2544 nucleotides. The record is from the annotation of a GenBank genome assembly. Lineage: Eukaryota; Viridiplantae; Streptophyta; Zygnematophyceae; Desmidiales; Closteriaceae.
AUGACCUACCUGCGUCCCCCCUCACCUCGAUUCUUUCGCAGCCAUAGCGCCAAUCGCAGCGCUGGUGACAAUGGCGACGUCAGCGUCAGCAGCUCUUUCCACCGCGAAUAUCGCGUCUCGGGAAGGACUCGGCUCAGCUUCCCAGCUCCCGAGGUGGCGAAUUCGGACCGGAUAUCGGCAGCAGCAGCGCCAGCUCCAGCGGGGCAGAUCCCGCCUCCCCCAGAUGCCACCUCCCUGUCGUCCCCCGCGUUCGUGGUGUGGGGCGCAAACACAGGCGUGGGGAAGACCCUCGUUUCCGCGGGCCUUGCUGUCGCGCUGCUUGCGCGAGCUGCGCGGGGAAGGGGCGCGGAAGGGGGCGGGGGAGGUAAAGGGGACGCAGCGGACGGGGGAAGGGGUGUGCAGGGGGAAAAUGAGGGGAAUGGCGGGGGAUUCCAUUUGGAGUAUGUGAAACCACUGCAGACAGGGUACCCUGAAGCCUUCCAUCUCUUUCCACCCCUAUCUGCCCCGUCUCGCCCAUGUUUUCCCCCAUCCGCCCCCUUCCGCGCCAGACCCCUCCGCCUGCCAUGUAUUCUGGUGGGAGACGGGCGGCUGGGCGGCAUCUCGGUCACUGUAGCAGCGGUUGACAGCCUGGCAGGGCGGGGGUAUGACGUGGCAGCAGUGGUGGUGUGUGGGGACGAGGAGGGACGGCUGGAUAACGCAGAUUAUCUAAAGUCAUAUCUAAGACCAAGAGGGAUUCCAGUCAUCUCCUUGCCCGCCCUCCCAUCCCCACCACCCACAUCUGACCCAAGCUCACCCUCCUCUCCUUCUCUCACCUCCUCUCCCUCCUCAAGCCCCACUACCUCGUUCCAAACCUCAUCUUACUCCACGCUCAACCCGAACCUCAUCGACUGGCUCGGCAGAGCAGGAGGAAGCUUCCAGGAACUUGUGCUAGUGUUGGAGCGGUUCCACUGGGAGAGGUUGCGGGCACUGGAACGGGCAGCUGAACGGGCACAUGAAAUUCUCUGGUGGCCGUUCACCCAGCAUGGCAUGGUGGGAGUGAAGGACGUGACAGUCAUCGAUUCCCGGGCAGGCGAAAACUUCUCCGUCUUCCGAUCGAACCAGACCGAGGCUCUGCGAGGAAGUGCGGGCGAGUCGGAGGCUCGGGUCGAGCCUCGGAGGGAGGUUCGGGAAGAGGUUCGGUUGGAGGAGUGGUUUGACGGGUGUGCGAGCUGGUGGACCCAGGGGCUGGGCCCUGUGGUGCAGGCGGAGCUAUCAAGGGAGAUAGGGGUGGCCAUGGCUCGAUACGGUCAUGUCAUGUUCCCUGAGAACACUCACCCGCUGGCUCUUGAGGCGGCUGAACUGCUGCUGAAGGGCGUUGGGAGAGGAUGGGCCUCACGGGUGUUCUUCUCAGACAAUGGCUCCACAGCCAUCGAGGUGGCUCUCAAGAUGGCCUUUCGCUCCUUCUGUUCUCAAAACGGCGUGGCACCCGAUGGUCUUCCCGAUCUCAAGGUGAUUGCUCUGACUGGCUCGUACCAUGGUGACACGCUGGCAGCCAUGCAUGCCCAGUCACCCUCCCCGUGCACCUCCUUCCAGCAGCAGCCAUGGUACGGAGGCAAGGGCGUAUUCCUUGAUCCCCCAACAGUGGAGUACUCCCAAGGUCAAUGGCUCGUUGUCCUGCCUUCCGCCCUCUCCUCCUCCUCCUCCACCCACAACCUCUUCUUCCAGACACGCUCAGCAGUCUUCCACAAGGAAAGGGACUCCACUCCUCUCGCCCCCAUCUACCAUGACUACAUACAACAACAGCUUCAGCCCUUCCUCCUCCCCUCAGACUCCUCCUCAGGUGGCCCCUCAGGUGGUUUUUCAGGUGCCAUGGCCGCCGCACUCAUCAUCGAACCAGUGCUGCACGGGGCGGGCGGCAUGGUGAUGAUCGACCCGCUCUUCCAGCGCACGCUUGUCUCCUUCUGCCGCGCCCGCGCCAUCCCUGUCAUCUUCGACGAGGUCUUUGCCGACAGCUGGCGCCUCGGCACCCAGUCAGCAGCGGAGCUCCUGGGCUGUUCCCCGGACAUAGCCUGCUACGCCAAGCUGCUGACAGGUGGCAUGAUCCCAUUGGCCGUCACGCUCGCCUCGUCCUCUGUCUUUGACGCCUUCUAUGGCUCCUCCAAGCUCCAUGCUCUCUUGCACGGUCACUCCUACACAGCCCACCCUGCUGGCUGUGCAGCCGCCUGUGUUUCUCUCAAGGCGCUUUCAGACCCAGCUCGAAACCCCAACUUGCUUCCCAACGGCUCUCAGCUAAAAGAGUUGUGGGACCCCUCGUUAGUGGAGCAGGUCUCCUGCCAUCCCUCGAUACAGCGCGUGCUGGCUAUUGGAACAGUCUUUGUGGCAGAGCUCAAGACAGAUGGCGCUGGCUACGGGUCAUCAGCAGCCAAGGAUCUCCUGUCACGGCUGCGGCAGCACGGCAUAUAUGCACGGCCACUGGGAAACGUGGUGUAUUUCAUGUGUGGACCAUUCACACCCCCCUCCACCUGCACCCGCUUACUGCGCAUUCUGCUAGCCCUGCUUGAUUAG